CCGCCGCCGCCGCCGCUGCUGAAACUCAGGCAGCAUGCGCGGGCUGAGGUGCGGCCCGCCGCCCUACUGGCUGGUGUGCGGCGCGUCGCUGGCGGCGCCCUGGGCGCUGGGCGUGCUGCUGCUGACGGCGCAGGCGGCCGAGGAGGCCACGGGGCCCUGCGUGCUCGCCGCGCUCGCCCUCGCCGCCGCCUCCGCGCUGCUCGCUGGACUGACAAUUUAA
This is a messenger RNA of Gryllus bimaculatus (two-spotted cricket), 220 nucleotides long. NCBI's taxonomy places the organism in Eukaryota, Metazoa, Arthropoda, Insecta, Orthoptera, Gryllidae. The record is from the annotation of a GenBank genome assembly.